Molecule: messenger RNA, 2940 nt
Organism: Frieseomelitta varia
Lineage: Eukaryota; Metazoa; Arthropoda; Insecta; Hymenoptera; Apidae
Gene: pasi2
Exons: 4
Coding region: 326-1087 (253 amino acids)
Source: RefSeq, a predicted model, not a curated record
ACUUCGGUUAAGUUGAUUUGAAAUUUCGGGCGUCGGCUUCUAAUGGACGACAAUUGUCGAAACGGUGUGAUUUCAUGUUUAUGUUUAUGACUUGAUCGACUGAAAUUUUCAACAAUUAUAAUACUAAACUAUCGUUGAAAAAAAUUGAUAUGUAUCAUCAUAAUAUCGUAGUGAGAAACAAAUGUUAUCGUAGGAAACAGUGAAAGUAAUAUUUAUAAACUAACCUUUAAUGUUACGGUAUAAAACAAUUCCAAAAUACGUCGUUUCAAGUAUUCGUAAGAAAUACAAUUGACAUAGCGAUAAAAAAAACUGACAUAUUUGUAAAAUGAAUUACGGAAAAAAAUCUCCCAGCAUGGGUACACCGUCGGUAUAUUCCCACGUUACUACACGUAGCAGUGCAAAUUUAAAAUCUUCACGAUCAACGCGCAGUGUUAAAACACGUUGGUAUCAGAAACCAAUUUUAUCGCAUUCAUAUUUACUCAAUAUUCAAAGAGGCGCCAUGUUUACAGCUAUAUUUGCACUGUGUUUAGCCACUUUCACCAUAUGCACAUCUAUAUUUGAUCUUUAUUGUCUUUAUGAAGCUGCACCGGGCUCAACCCAUUAUGGCUAUUACAUGAUAUCAUAUGAAUUUGUUUAUGUGGGUAAUCGGCAUGUACGUAAUGCUCUCGUUGUUUUUGCUUUGUUCUCUAUGCUUGGAGGAAUAAUAGUGUUUGCAACAUCCUUGAUAUUGACAGCUGCUUUAAGAAAAGAAUAUGAGAAGAAGAUGGUACCAUGGCUCUACAGUUUUGCAGUUUUCAUUGUUUUCAGAUUUUUUGCUUUUAUCUUCUUUAGUAUAGUAAAUGACAUGAUAUUUGCUUAUAACAUUACAAUGUGCAUCUUAUGGAUGACGUUCAUUUGUUCUUCCAUUUAUGGAUGGUUAAUAGUGUAUUCUUUAUAUGUAGAAUUGUGCGAUCUUACGAGAUUAGAAGAUUUGGCUCACUUAAGAAUUGGAACUAUGCAGUCAUUAAAUGCAUCUACUACACAAUCCAUCGCUGGUUCUCGUCCAACAACACCACAUAGUGCGGUAUCUGCACUACCAACGAAUUAAAACAGAACAAUUUGAUAUUCUAUCAAAUUGCAAUGACAUCGUUCUUGUUUCAUUAAUACGGAUAACAAAAAAUUAACGAUAUAUACAUGCUGCAUUAAACUGAAAAGAUUUAGAUGAGGAGGUUGAAUGUAUUACGUAGUGUUACGAUAUUACACAAUGGCGUAAAACGUAAAGUAUAUAAGUAUACUAAUCCGUCCAAUAAUUUUGAAAUUCCGUCCAAAAUCAUAAUAAAUAACGAGCUUUUAAAAAUAGGAACUCGUAAAGAACGUCUUACUGAACUUGUGUUCUUGCUUGGAUGUAAGAUUAAAAAGUAUAUAAAAAAAAUCUUGCAAUCGUUUAUUGUCGUAUUUCAUUUUUAUUAAUAAAACUUUUUAAUAAUAAAACUUUGAUAUUCGUUAUUAGUUUGUCUCUUGAACUUGAUUAUCCAUUUACAUCGUUAAUCAUUUUUUAUACGAAUUAUAAUUAUAUGUUAAUUAUUUUGUGUCAGGAAAUCACGUAUCUACAAAUUUUGAUUACUCUUUUUUUUAGAAGUGAAAUUAUCUCCAUCGCAAUCAGUUGUCAGUAGAUACUCGGGUCAAUUCAGUUGCAGUUAGCUUACGAAAGAGUGAGUAUGUAAAGUAAAUAAUUCUUCCAAGCAGAUUUAAGAAAAAUAUACCGAUUGGUAUGAUUAGCUUCAGAAGUAUUCCGAAUGUAGCCGUCAAUAUAUACAUAGCAAUUGCAAGACACAUUUUUUUUCUAUUAUAAUACCAUUAACUAGAUGUACGUAUGUAUUUGUAAAGAACAAAAGAAAAAUGAAAAAAGUAACAUCGAAUAUAAUUAAAAACGAGAUCUCGAUAAUCGGUCAUUAAUAUGUAUGGCAAUGUACAUAUAUAGUACAUUUUAUAAUAUAUUUUUUACAUAAAUUAUCAAAGAUGUUGUAGAUUUAGCAAUUUCUUAUCAAUGUAAUUCUUAUGAAAAAUAAAUCUUUUGUAAAAACGACGUUCAUCCAGUGUAUGUUCCAUUAUAUGUAUACUUCAAUGUAUCCUUAUUUGACUGUGUUUGCUAUCACAAAUAGUGAAUAGAUAUCAAAUCACGAGAUCGGUAGAGUAUUAAAUUAAAAUUAAAUUAGUAGGAUAAAAGGCAAGGGAUGGAUGUGAAAUAUGUAACUAAUACUAACAGCAACGUACUUUGGAAUUUUUCGGUAUGACCUUUGGAGCGACGACGACUUGAGAGGGGCAACUAACUGAGGAGGAGUGAAUGAUGCAAGAAAAAGAAAGUGGAUAAACGAGUAAUUUAAGAAGAAAAGAUUUCAGAAGAUAGUGGUAGAGACGGCGGUAAGAGUGAGCUUGUCGAACAAUCUAAAAUAAAAAGAUGAAAGAAUCCCAAAUUCGGUACGUAUGUAUUUUCUUAUGUUUAAAGAAUGAAUAAUUAUACAUGUAUAUUGUAUACUUGCACAUUAUUUAUUAAUUUACGUAUACUAUAAAAGACGUCCUCCAUUGAUAUUUGGAAAUGAAUGAAAUACGUUGUGGAAUCUUAUGCAACAAUUGUAUAUUUAUUAUCGAGUGACAUUAAAUACAAUGCGAUUCGAACCGGCAUGACCAGUUGCCGUUACCAAACCGAUCACAACUGGCUAUCUAUACGCGAUAUCUUGUCAUCACAAGAGAUAACAGAGCAAGCAAGUCGAAUCAAUUGUGAUUUCCAUAAAAAGGAAACUAUGUUUUAUUACAAAUGAAAGCGUAAAGUACAAGAUUUGCACACCUUUAAAACACAAUUGAAAAUUAGGCGGUAUUGCCUUAAUUUCCCAAUAAGCGGAAAAUAUGUCCUAUAAGAACGUUCGUGAAAUAAAGGAAAAGAGAAGGAAAGAGAAAUGAAAG